Messenger RNA from Penicillium angulare, 1230 nucleotides. RefSeq names its product Acyl-CoA N-acyltransferase. NCBI's taxonomy places the organism in Eukaryota, Fungi, Ascomycota, Eurotiomycetes, Eurotiales, Aspergillaceae. The transcript has a single exon. The coding region runs from base 1 to 1230 and encodes 409 amino acids. The record is from RefSeq and is a predicted model, not a curated record.
AUGUCACAAAUCUACGAGCACGAUGACAAGGCCUCAUCACUCUUUCCGCAUCUAAUUCACCACCUUCCACACUCUAUCUCGCUUCUCCGUCGUAUUCAGCACGGAAUCGCCUACCCAGCUCCCACCGCCAAGAUCCUAGCUUCCUUCCCGCCUUCGUCUCCUGGGACCUCAGCCCCUGAUCCCAGUCCCAAUCAGCCAUGGCUGGCUGCGCGAGUGGAUCUCUCCCGCGGCAGAGAGACCCAGAUCAUCAUCUACUCCAGUCUUGAAGCGGAGCACACGUCAAUUCAGCCGAUCGCUGUCAGCCCUCACGGCAAUCCCGGCCCCAGUCCCAGUUCCACCACACUGGAACACGCUACUUACAAGGUUGCCACUAUUUCUGCUGAGCAGACUCAUCUAGAUCUGGUCCGUGAUCAAUUUCUAGCUUUAUUGGCUUAUAUUAAAGCGAAUAUGUUACCGGAGUAUCUGGCUUCUUUACCUGAGGCACCUGCGACGACAGAACUAAACUCACCAAAUGGUGUCGCGUUGAUUCCGGCGCCGGAUCCACACGCUUUCCUUAUUGGAUCCCUGCAUACGGGAUUGUUUAAUUUGCUUUUGAAAGAUGCUAUCUACCCCUCUACGGGCGCAGAUAACGAUGCCGCGAACCCGAUCUCGAAAAUAAAGGUUCAUCGCUUCGAUAACCCGCCCUAUGGCAAGUUCUUCUUUCGGCGCGAUGCAUUCACCGUGUCGCAGGAUGGCGUUGAGACCGAGAACCAUUUACCGGCUGGAUAUCGUUUCCAUGAUCGGAAAGGAAGAAAGGGAGUCCUAGACUCGCAUCUGGACCUUGUGCAGAGUCGUACACAUAUUCCUCGCUCGAGGGCGCAAUUAUCUAGUAUUCCUGGUGUGGCUAUCUACUCUGAUGCUGGUCCUGAUUCUGGUGAUGAGGAGAUGCCCAUUGCAUGGGCUUUUCUGGGUGUUGAUGGAGCCUUGGCUACGUUGCAUGUUGAACCUGAACAUCGAGGAAGGGGGUUAGCACUUGCUUUGUCGAAAGAGACGAUGCGGAAGGGGAUGGAUGCGGAGGGAGUUUUUGGGGCUGCGAGACUUGCGUUGGAUCAGAAGCUGGCGGAACGGUCUGCAGACUGGGUGCAUACUGAGGUGGCUCAUUAUAAUCAGGCUAGUCGGAGGGUUAUGGAGAAGGUUGGUGGGGAGGAAAAGACCUUUGUUAUGUGGUCCGUUAUAGAACUUUGUGAUUGA